Messenger RNA from Henningerozyma blattae CBS 6284, 1377 nucleotides. It is a transcript of the gene SES1, whose product is annotated as serine--tRNA ligase SES1. The coding region runs from base 1 to 1377 and encodes 458 amino acids. The record is from RefSeq and is a predicted model, not a curated record. NCBI's taxonomy places the organism in Eukaryota, Fungi, Ascomycota, Saccharomycetes, Saccharomycetales, Saccharomycetaceae. Gene Ontology annotation, molecular function: serine-tRNA ligase activity; tRNA binding; ATP binding. The transcript has a single exon. Gene Ontology annotation, cellular component: cytosol. Gene Ontology annotation, biological process: seryl-tRNA aminoacylation.
AUGUUAGACGUUAACCAAUUUAUUGUUGAAAAGGGUGGUAACCCAGAUUUAAUCAAGAAAUCUCAAAAAGCUAGAUAUGCUAGUGUUGAAUUAGUCGAUGAAAUCAUUGCUGACUAUAAAGAUUGGGUCAAGACUAGAUUCGAAUUAGAUGAAAUCAACAAAUCCUUAAAUAAAUUACAAAAGGAAAUUGGUUUAAAAUUCAAAGCCAAGGAAGAUGCUAAACCAUUAUUAGCUGAAAAAGAUAAAUUAACUGCCGAAAAGAAGAUUUUGACUGAAAAAGAACAAAAGGAAGACAAAGAUUUGAAGAAUAAGGUCAACUUGGUUGGUAACAUUGUUCACCCAUCUGUCGUUGUCUCAAACGAUGAAGAAAAUAAUGAAUUGGUUCGUACUUGGAAACCAAAGGAUUUACCAGAAGUUGGCCCUGUUGCUUCUUGUACUGGUAAGCCAGCUCAAUUGUCUCACCAUGAAAUUUUAUUAAGAUUAGACGGUUAUGAUCCAGAACGUGGUGUUAAAAUUUCUGGUCACAGAGGUUUCUUCUUCAGAAACUAUGGUGUUUUCUUAAACCAAGCUUUAAUUAAUUAUGGUUUAUCCUUCUUAGCUAAGAAGGGUUACAUCCCAUUACAAGCUCCUGUUAUGAUGAACAAGGAAGUUAUGGCCCAAACAGCCCAAUUAUCACAAUUCGAUGAAGAAUUAUAUAAAGUCAUUGAUGGUGAAGAUGAAAAAUAUUUAAUUGCUACAUCCGAACAACCAAUUUCUGCUUAUCACAGCGGUGAAUGGUUCGAAAAGCCACAAGAACAAUUACCAAUUAAAUAUGUUGGUUACUCCUCUUGUUUCCGUAGAGAAGCUGGUUCUCAUGGUAAGGAUGCCUGGGGUGUUUUCAGAGUUCAUGCUUUUGAAAAGAUCGAACAAUUCGUUUUAACUGAACCAGAAAAGUCUUGGGAAGCUUUUGACAUGAUGAUUGCCAACUCCGAAGAAUUUUACCAAACCUUAGGGUUACCAUACCGUAUUGUUGGCAUCGUCUCUGGUGAAUUAAAUAAUGCCGCUGCUAAAAAGUAUGAUUUAGAAGCUUGGUUCCCAUACCAAAAGGAAUACAAAGAAUUAGUUUCUUGUUCUAACUGUACUGAUUACCAAUCCAGAAACUUGGAAAUUAGAUGUGGUAUUAAGAAGAUGGGUGACAGAGAAAAGAAAUACGUCCACUGUCUAAACUCUACUUUAGCUGCAACUGAAAGAGCCUUAUGUUGUGUCUUGGAAAAUUAUCAAACUGAAGACGGUUUAAUUGUUCCAGAAGUCUUAAGAAAGUAUAUUCCAGGUGAACCAGAAUUCUUACCUUACGUUAAGGAAUUACCAAAGAAUUCUACUUCUAACAAGAAGAAAUAA